Molecule: messenger RNA, 234 nt
Organism: Melanaphis sacchari
Lineage: Eukaryota; Metazoa; Arthropoda; Insecta; Hemiptera; Aphididae
Exons: 2
Coding region: 1-234 (77 amino acids)
Source: RefSeq, a predicted model, not a curated record
AUGGCUGAUACUUCACCAGUCAAAAGGAAUCGUCCUGGAAGGUUUGUUGGUGUACGACAAAAGGAAAUUAUUAUAAAUUUUUACAAAAAUCUAAUGUUUGAGCAACAAACCGCAGAAGAGGAUAAAAAACUAAAAUAUAAAGAAAUCGUCAAGACUCUAUCAAAGAUGAGUGGUGUUGGACAAAAAACAGUGAUCAACAAAGUAAACGAUUUUGACCAAAACGCCAUUAGAUAA